Etheostoma spectabile (orangethroat darter) is the source of this 1804-nucleotide messenger RNA. RefSeq names its product solute carrier family 52 member 2 (gene slc52a2). Gene Ontology annotation, biological process: riboflavin transport. The record is from RefSeq and is a predicted model, not a curated record. Gene Ontology annotation, molecular function: riboflavin transmembrane transporter activity. The transcript has 4 exons. Bases 114 to 1436 code for a protein of 440 amino acids. NCBI's taxonomy places the organism in Eukaryota, Metazoa, Chordata, Actinopteri, Perciformes, Percidae. Gene Ontology annotation, cellular component: plasma membrane.
CUGCUUGUCUGUAGCAUAGACUGUAUAUUUAUGGUCUGCAGUCCGGGGCUUUUCAACUAAAGUCAAGCGGGUAACCAACCAACGGGUUAGUAGUCUGUGGUCGCAGUAAUACCAUGGCUGGAAGAUGGUGGAGCAGCGCGGCGGUAACCCACGUGCUGGUGGCUUUGUUCGCCAUGGGCUCCUGGAUUUCCGUAAACAGUCUGUGGCUCGAGCUCCCGGUGGUUGUCAACGUGCUGCCUGAAGGGUGGAACCUGCCAGCCUAUAUCUCAGUGCUGAUAGCGUUUGGGAACAUUGGUCCAAUAGUAGUGACCAUCACACACCACUGUGCUCCAGGACGUUUGAACGAACGCCUCGUCAUCCACUGCAUCCAGGUGCUGGCCGUGGUAGCCUCGGGUUUCCUGGCUGUCUUCUGGUCACACACCGUCACAAUCGCUGAAGAAAAAAGGUCCCUGGUGUUCCUGCUCAUCACCUUUGUGUUGUCUUUUGUUUGCUGUACGUCCAACGUCACCUUCCUGCCUUUUAUGUUCAGUUACCCCCCUCAGUACAUUCGUACUUUCUUCAUUGGCCAGGGCUUCAGCGCCUUGUUUCCUUGUAUUGUGGCCUUAGGGCAAGGCGUUGGGAAGCUGGAGUGUAAAACUGUAAAUAGCACAGUGCAGCCAGAGUAUUUAGAAGAGAACUUUCCCGUACAGAACUUCUUCUGGUUCUUGUGCGUCAUGCUGUCAAUCUCAGCGCUGAGUUUCCAGGCUUUAAUGCAAAGGCGGAUAGAGUCACAGGAAAAUGCACCGCCCCAGGAGUCUGACACUUCAGCAGCAGGAAAGAAUGGAGAGGAAACACACCCGCUACACAACGGAGGGACACCGGUGUCUGAGGAUCAGGUGCAAGUGGAGGAACAGCCACAGACAUUUUGGACACAGCGGAACAUCUACCUGCUGUCUCUGCUCGCAGUCUCCAACGCCCUCACCAACGGGGUCCUGCCGUCUGUACAGAGUUUCUCCUAUUUGCCUUAUAGCACCAUGACCUUUCACCUCUCUGUGGUCCUUGGCAACAUAGCCAACCCCCUGGCCUGCUUUGUAGCUAUGUUUUUUAUCCUGAGGUCCUCUACUGGUCUGGGCUUCUUGUCUUUAGCAGGCGGAGUAUUUGCUGCGUAUCUCCUGGCGUUAGCAGCACUUAGCCCCUGUCCUCCACUCCUGGGAAACCAUGCUGGUGUGGCUUUAGUGGUCAUCUCAGGGAUAUUCUUCACCGGCAUCUUCUCCUAUCUAAAGGUUGUGAUUGGGACUUUGCUUCACGAGGCGGGUCACUCUGCCCUGCUGUGGUGCGGCAUCUCUAUCCAGGCCGGCUCCCUUAUCGGAGCGCUCACCAUGUUCCCUCUGGUCAGCGUAUAUCACGUGUUCAAAGAGGCCAAGGCAUGUGUGGAUAACUGCAGCAAGCACGAGUGAGAUAUGUCAUGUUUUUCUCAAUUCAUUUUUUCUUUUUUUUUUUUAUCAUGAGAAAUGACUGUUUUAGCCCAGUCUUUGGGGCUCCACAAGUGAAACAUCACAUCUGUCUUCAUCUGUCUGGUUGUGGAUCAUGCCACCAAUGAAGCAUCCUGUCCUGAUUCAGAGGCCUCUGAUCUGUGAAAACAUUUCCAGAUAAUGGGAGCAUUGUGUUGCUGCACAUUGGACAAGGGGAUGUAAAAAGCAUAUGAUGCAGUAAUACCCAAUAAUACAUCUCUGUUUGUUGUUUACUAUCAGCAGCUGAUGUUUUUUUCCCUACAUUAAUAAACCGUGUGAAAAGUUACAUACUCAGGGACACAAUCAUUAACUUA